AGCAUGGCAGAGAUCGAAGAUGCGGACAAGGUCAUCUGUGCGAUGAGGUCCUCGGUGCCAGUGGACCUUGAGGAGGGGAAGACCUACUACUGGUGCACCUGCGGGCGUUCCAAAAAGCAGCCGUUCUGCGAUGGCUCUCACCAAGGCACUGCGUUCAAGCCCAUGGCCUACACUGCAACGGCAACCGAGCAGCGAAAACUGUGCCAGUGCAAGCAGACGGCCAACCCUCCCUUCUGUGACGGCAGGCACAAGAAGCUGCCAGAGGACGCGGCUGGCAAGGCCUUUCCCCCGAACUCGGUCCCCUAAAGGCAGAGGAGGUCCUAGGAGUAGGAGCGUGUUGUUCUAUUCGAUUAUUCCAGUCGAUUUUGAGAAAAUUUCUUGCUUGGA
Guillardia theta CCMP2712 is the source of this 387-nucleotide messenger RNA. RefSeq lists its product as hypothetical. Bases 4 to 306 code for a protein of 100 amino acids. Gene Ontology annotation, molecular function: 2 iron, 2 sulfur cluster binding. Lineage: Eukaryota; Cryptophyceae; Pyrenomonadales; Geminigeraceae. Gene Ontology annotation, cellular component: intracellular membrane-bounded organelle. The transcript has a single exon. The record is from RefSeq and is a predicted model, not a curated record.